Hipposideros armiger (great roundleaf bat) is the source of this 3212-nucleotide messenger RNA. RefSeq names its product sorting nexin 16 (gene SNX16). The record is from RefSeq and is a predicted model, not a curated record. The coding region runs from base 372 to 1409 and encodes 345 amino acids. The transcript is spliced from 9 exons. Gene Ontology annotation, biological process: protein targeting to lysosome; early endosome to late endosome transport; endosome to lysosome transport. Gene Ontology annotation, cellular component: early endosome; late endosome. NCBI's taxonomy places the organism in Eukaryota, Metazoa, Chordata, Mammalia, Chiroptera, Hipposideridae. Gene Ontology annotation, molecular function: phosphatidylinositol binding.
CCCGCGCGGGGAUCCAGGGCGCAGCAGCCCGGGCAGAGCCCGGCCGAGGCGGAGAGCAGUCGCUCAGGAGGCGGAGGAUCACGUGAGGCCGCUGGGUGCCGUGGGUGGAGGCGGAGAGCUGCGGUGCGGGCGGGUCGGAUUUAACCGUCCCGGGAAGCGCGGCCGAUCGGGAUUGCGGAGCGGGCAGAGGUGAAGUGAACAUUGCACAAAUCCAUCACAAAGAAAUACAGUGUGGAAAACAAAGGAUAACAUAUAAGUGUCAAGAUUAAAGACAGUGAAUCCCUGAGAGGACAAUAAUGGAUUGCACGGCAGUUAUUCUCUAAGUGUUUGGAUUCAGCAGUGUGCAGCUUUGUUGCAAAGGCCCAAAGAAGAUGGCAACUCCUUAUGUCCCAGUCCCUAUGCCCAUAGGGAACUCGGCUUCCGGCUUUACAACCCACAGAAACCAAAGAAGUUCUUCUUUUGGGAGUGUCUCCACAAGCUCAAACUCUUCCAAAGGCCAGUUGGAAGACUCCAAUGUGGGUAACUUGAAACAGACAAGUGUACCUGAUCAAAUGGAUAGCACUUCAUGUGACUGUAGCAGUCCCGUCGUUAGGACUAAAUUUACAGGCACAGAUUCUUCCAUUGAAUAUUCUGCUACACCGAGGGAAAGUGAAGAACAAAACCCUGAAACAGCGAGUUUGGAAGAUAGACCUUCGACGCCUACUAUUCUGGGUUACGAGGUGAUGGAAGAACGUGCUAAAUUUACCGUAUAUAAAAUACUAGUAAAGAAAACUCCGGAAGAAAGCUGGGUAGUUUUCAGAAGAUACACUGACUUCUCUAGGCUGAAUAAUAAAUUAAAAGAGAUGUUUCCAGGCUUUCGAUUAUCGCUUCCACCAAAACGCUGGUUUAAAGAUAAUUACAAUACCGACUUUUUAGAAGAUAGACAAUUAGGAUUGCAAGCGUUUCUUCAAAAUUUAGUAGCUCACAAGGACAUUGCUCAUUGCCUGGCAGUGAGAGAAUUUCUUUGUCUGGACGAUCCACCAGGUCCAUUUGAUAGCUUAGAAGAAAGCAGGGCAUUCUGUGAGACUUUAGAAGAGACAAACUACCGUUUUCAGAAAGAACUACUUGAAAAACAAAAGGAGGUGGAGUCACUGAAGAAGCUGCUGGAUGAAAAGCAAGUCCGCAUAGACACGCUGGAGAGCAGGAUCAGAGCAUUGUGUUUAGAACCUGAAGACUCACUGCACUUGUCAGGGACACAAGAGGAACAGAUCCUAAAGGUGGAGUCCUCUGCACUUGAACUUGACCAGGAAGUCCUGGAUGCAGAAUCUAGAGCUAACAACAAGUCAUGUUUUAGCGAACCUGAAAAUUCGGUAUCAGAGAUAGAAGUAGCAGAAGUGGCAUAUAGUGCUGACGAAGACUAUGCAUCAUAAGCAGUUCCUCCAUUUCCACGUUUCAGCUCGUUUAGAGUAGAGUGCAAAUAUUUAAAAAGAAAAAAAAAACACUGAAGCAUUUUCAGAAAACAGCAAGAAUGCACAUGUAUAAAGUUUACAUAAAGAAAAGUUUUUUUAAGUUAUUGGGAUAGGAAAUAUAUUCACUGCUGCUUUAAAUUGUCUUUUAUUCAAGCUUCGUAUUUAAUACUGUGCAUAAAUUAUUUUGGUGUUUUGCCAAUAUAUUGCUCCAAACCAAUGUGUGUUUAAAGUACCAGUUAUCUUAGUCAAGUGGAAAUUAAUUGCAUGUUACUAUCUGGUUGAUAUAUACUUCUUCGUAUCUCUCGACAUGAUAUAUUUUCACUAAUGGUUUAAAUCAGUGGUAAAGAUGAAUUGAGUUUUAAAUAUUGCCAUGUCUACCAUCUCUAAAUAAAAAUUGCUUAUUUGGAAUGUUCCUAAAAGAAGAAAACUGUCUAAUACCAAAGGAAAAUGAUUUGAAAGAACUGUAAUAACAUAGCUAAACGAUAAAAUAGCCUUGAUGUUAAAUGUUAAUUCAUUAAUAUCAAAAUAUUAUAAGUAUCCCAGUCUAUUUUGUUUUCCCCAUAAUCUUUAUCUUAAAUCUCUACCUGUAGAAUCAGUGAGUUUGCCUUUUUUCAGAACACUACCUCUUUUUGCUAAUCAAGGCAUACUCUUGAAAAUAGAUUAUAGAUUCUAAGCAAAUUGGGAGUUAUACAAAUAAAAAUAAAAAGCCAUAUAUACUGCAAAGUCCCUAACUAUGUUGACUCCUGGCAUUGCAUUUUUAUGUCUGUAUAUGUAAAUAUGUUACUAUAAUGUAUUCUGGCUGAUUUUCUUUUUAAUAUAUUUAGCCAAGUGAUGCACUUUAUGGUAAUUAAACUUUUUUGUGCCAAGUUUAAUUGGUGAAUUUCUUCAGUAAGUAGAGUUGGGAAAAGGAAUUGUGUAAUGCCACCACUAUUUCACUUUUUACGGAAGUCUCCUAGGGUCUGUGAGUCAGCUUUAUGAAGAAGUGUUUCCUUCAGCUUUGCGCAGAGUUGUUGAAAGUGCCUUGUUUCAUUUUUAUAGUAGGAAGUUUUGCAUAUUUCUGUUAAUAAACGUUUGAAUCAUGUUAGCAUUUUGGAAUCACAAUUGGUAUCUUGAACACCGUGUACUUUCCAAAAACUGAGGGAAGCUUGCUGGGGAAAUAGAAUAACAAGCUCUGUUUUCUUUCUUCACCAUUGAAAAGUUUGUCAGUAACUUGAUGUACGUAUUAAGACGUGGUUAUUUAAAAUUCUGAUGUAGAUUAACAGAUCCAACGCUUAUUGUUAACCUGUGAUCUAAAAGGGAGGCUGCUUUGUACCAAAGUUUCAGAAAUUUGAAAAGUCUGCAUCAAAAUGCACAAGCAUGCUCUUAGAAUAUUUUACACAAAGGGUAUCAGAAACGUGUUCACUCUGCUGGGAGACAGAGAGAAUAUAACAAACUGGUCUGCCAUUUAUUUCAAAAUAUUCCUAGGCUUUAAAAAGGUUUAAAAAGAACAAUCAUUUAAAUUAAUACCAUUUUUAGUGUUAUAAAACAAGAGAAUCUGUGCUAAAUUCCAGGUAUUACAGUGCGACGUGUCUGUUUUAAAGUGAACCAUACACUUUCAAACUCUGCCCUUUCAGAAGAUUGUAUUGAAAGUUUUGGAUGGGUGAAGAAAAACUUGUAAAUUAGGUAAACCACUAUUAUUUAUAUUAGAAUUUACUUUUUUACUUUUAUAAUGCAUUUUACUCCCAGUAUUGUAUUCAUGUAAUAAAUUAUUUUUUCAGUACAACA